UUCCAUUGACCCAGUGGGGCGUGACGUCACGGGUUGCGCGGCAGGCGUGCGCGGCGCCACGAAAACAAACAAAAUGAAGUCUCAGGACAGCAAGGCGUUAUGGGCCCCACAGACAGAAAAACCCAUACAUUACACAUAUUUGAAAGAAUUUCGAGUGGAGCAGUGCAGCCUCUUCCUCCAACACAAGUGCACCCAGCAUCGCCCAUUCACGUGUUUUCAUUGGCAUUUUUUAAAUCAACGGCGGAGACGACCCAUAAGGAGGAGGGACGGCACGCUAAACUACUCUCCAGAUGCAUAUUGUAACAAAUUCGACGAGAAUACGGGAAUCUGUCCAGACGGAGACGAGUGCCCAUACCUUCACCGAACAGCUGGUGACACUGAACGGCGGUAUCACCUAAGAUAUUACAAGACAGGGAUGUGUGUACACGACACAGACUCUCGGGGCAUGUGUGUCAAGAAUGGCCCUCAUUGUGCCUUUGCCCACGGGGUAGAGGACGUAAGGUGGGUCUCCGCUUGGCACAUGGGUGGUGCUGAAACGACUGCCUACACCAUCCCUCCCAGACCACCUGUGUAUGACAUACGGGAGCUGCAGGCGUUGGAGCUAAUGGACCAUGAGGGACUUAAUGGCAGUGGCCCAAACAACUUGGACAAGGAGAGAAACAUGGUUAAUGAUGACCCCAAGUGGCAGGAUACUGGUUAUGUUUUGGCAAAUUACAAGACUGAGCAAUGUAAAAGACCCCCUAGAUUAUGCCGGCAAGGAUAUGCUUGUCCCCAGUACCACAACUCCCGAGAUAGAAGAAGAUCCCCAAAAAAGUGUAAAUAUAGGUCUACAGCUUGUCCCAAUGUGAAGCAUGGGGAUGAAUGGGGAGAACCUGGCAACUGUGAGAAUGGUGAUGCCUGCCAAUACUGCCACACCCGCACCGAGCAACAGUUCCACCCAGAGAUCUAUAAGUCUACAAAGUGCAAUGACAUCCAGCAGAACGGCUACUGUCCUCGGGGAGCCUUCUGUGCCUUUGCCCACCUUGAUCAGGAGAUGACAUUGGUAAGGGAGACAGCUGCCAGCGAAAAUUGCACUGGAACUAGUUUAGCAGACAUUUUGCAGUCUGCUCUUCCAGACACCCCACCUUCAGGCUCCUGCCCCACAUCAUCUAAUAACACCAACUCAGUCCAAGGCAACAAGAUAUCCAAUUGCAACGACUCUGUAUUUGGCAAUGGUCCAAGUCAUUUGCAAGCCCUGGCUCCCAUCGGCAGCAAGCCACGCCACUUUAGUGGUAACUCUCUGCUGGGGGGCCCAGCAGACUCCCUGGGUCUGAGUGGAAGCCUUGGAGGUGGAGUCCUUGGGUCCUACCACAAAGCCCCAGGGUCAGAAAGAGAGGACCGGGAUUCCCAAUUCAAGAAGCAGCUAGCAGCCAUUGAUAGCGACCCUUCACUGGACCUUCAAGAGAAGAACAAGCGGAAGCAGAACCUCUUUAUAGCCAACAUGAUACCUGUCAACCAUCAGCAUCCUCCCAUCAGCAUGCCCAUCACCCUGCCUUCUUCCUCCUAUGUCUCCUCUUUACCCUCCAGCCUUUCUUCCACUGUUUCCCCUCUUGCCCCCCCAUUCUAUCCCACCAGUGACACUGUGGAGUCUGUUGUUGGAAGUGCCCUGGAAGACCUGAACUUGGAUGAACCUCUCAAUAUAGCCGCAUCUUUAGACAGAGAACUAGAAUCUGAAAGCAAUUUAAGCAAUUCUAUAUCAUCUGGUUUUGUUAAUUCUGGUUUGCUUGGAUCCAGUGCCCCCGUCAAUAUUCCCGGGUCAAGUUUUCAGGAGAGGUCAGGUGGCCUCAUCACCAACCCUUCACCAUCCUCCACAUCAUCCCCUGCUUUCACACACUCCUUUCUCCAGUCUUCCUUGCAUCGGGAGAACUCUCUGGAUAAGCAGGGGACAGCAGCAUUCCUAGGAGCCAAUGGCGUAGGCAAGAUAAGUGGUGGGGGUGGCCUCUUUGACCUGGCAUCCAACAUGUCCCCACACAAUCGCAACCCCUUAACUAAUGCCCUCUCCCAGUCACCUCUGGUGGCUCCCUUCAGUGCUUCCAACAGCUCCAGCACAUCAGAAAUCCAACGCCUGAGGGAGGAGCUGGUCACCAAUAGAGCCAAGCUUGCAUCAUGGGAAGAGGGCAUUGCACAGGCCCGCACAGCCUGUGAGGCAUGGAGAAAGGAAGCAGAUGAAGCCAACAGGAAGCACAAGCUGGCCGAGCAGACCAAAGAAGAGUAUGUUGCCAAAAUAGCAGCACAGCAAAAGGAAAUAGAGGAUCUGCAUGCAGGGCGACUGGGACCAUAUGUUCAAGCCCUCCAUCCUCACACUGAACUGGAGAAAUUACCACUGCAUACACUCAAGUCACUCCAAACUCAACUUAGGCAAGAUCUAGAAGCUGUAGAGAAAGUCAUUAAUAAUUAUGGAAGCAAGAGUGAACAGUGGCCUGGGAAUAGUAAUGCAUGGUAAGCAUAUAGUGAAGACAAGACUUCAGUCUACUAAGGAAACAUUUUGGGGGCCAUCCUUGGGGAAAGCAAUCAACAUUUAAUUGGCUUAUCCUUUCAAAUUUCUGAGAUUUUAGUUUUCAUGCCAGGUGUCACCUUAAUUUGGUCCUGUUUCUUUGAAUACAACUUAGACUAAAAUUGUUAUUUCAAGCCUCUGUGUGUGGCUACAUUGAUAAUCUCAGCAAAUGUAUUAUUCCUCCAUUCACAAAAUGGAUUAGGUUUAGGUUAUGUAACUGAUGGAGGAAUGAGGGAAGUGACUUUUUGCCCACUCCCUUCUUUCCUCCCAGGUGAUGUUCUGAUGACUGACUCAGUACAAAGAAUGCAACAAUGAAAGUCUCAUUAGCAUAGAAUGAUUUGCCCAAAUUUGUAUGUGUGUAAUUUUGUGCACGCACCAGAGGUGACCAGCCAUCUUUUUUUUGCUACAUUUUUUCCUCCUGUCUUGUGCCAGGGAGGAGCACAUACUGCUCAUUUUAUACUUGACCCCAGUAUUAAUAUUCUGCUGCAGCAGACCUAGAUCCGUAUGUCAUUUGAUGAACACAACCUUGUUUAUAAAAUAUUUCAAGUGUGUGUGUGUGUGUGUGUAUAUA
This is a messenger RNA of Eriocheir sinensis (Chinese mitten crab), 3104 nucleotides long. It is a transcript of the gene unk, whose product is annotated as RING finger protein unkempt homolog. The coding region runs from base 74 to 2482 and encodes 802 amino acids. Lineage: Eukaryota; Metazoa; Arthropoda; Malacostraca; Decapoda; Varunidae. The record is from RefSeq and is a predicted model, not a curated record. The transcript has 14 exons. Gene Ontology annotation, molecular function: metal ion binding.